Messenger RNA from Jaculus jaculus (lesser Egyptian jerboa), 3934 nucleotides. It is a transcript of the gene Srpk2, whose product is annotated as SRSF protein kinase 2. Gene Ontology annotation, biological process: spliceosomal complex assembly; protein phosphorylation; regulation of mRNA processing. NCBI's taxonomy places the organism in Eukaryota, Metazoa, Chordata, Mammalia, Rodentia, Dipodidae. The coding region runs from base 23 to 2509 and encodes 828 amino acids. Gene Ontology annotation, molecular function: ATP binding; protein kinase activity. The record is from RefSeq and is a predicted model, not a curated record. The transcript is spliced from 18 exons.
CGUGCAGUGUUGUUGGGGGCGGAUGGAGGGGAGAGAGGGACCCACUUUCUCCAAGGUCAUCCAGCUACUCAAGGACCCAGGUUCCCUUGCUUUUUGGUCCGGUGCCCUUUCCACGCCCGCCAGAGAGGAGGAAGCGGCGCGCUCAUGGGGAUGCAAGGAUGUAGAGGAGCACAGGGAGAGAAGAGGCCGCGGGAAGAGAGGUGGUGCGAGACCCGCGGAGGCGCCGGCCAAGGAAGGGCGCAUGGCGAGGAGGCGCGCGGCGCGACCGGCCGGGUGCUGGCCAUUCAGGCCCGAAAGCGGAGGCCGAAAAGAGAGAAACAUCCGAAAAAAAAUCAAGCAGAAGAUUGAGCUGCUGAUGUCAGUUAACUCUGAGAAGUCGUCCUCUUCAGAAAGGCCGGAGCCUCAACAGAAAGCUCCUUUAGUUCCUCCUCCUCCUCCUCCACCACCACCGCCGCCACCACUGCCUGACCCAACGCCCCCAGAGCCAGAGGAGGAGAUUCUGGGAUCAGAUGAUGAGGAACAGGAGGACCCUGCAGAUUACUGUAAAGGUGGCUAUCAUCCUGUAAAAAUUGGAGACCUCUUCAAUGGUCGGUAUCAUGUUAUUAGAAAGCUAGGAUGGGGACACUUUUCUACAGUCUGGCUGUGCUGGGAUAUGCAGGGGAAAAGGUUUGUUGCAAUGAAAGUUGUAAAAAGUGCCCAGCAUUAUACAGAGACGGCUUUGGAUGAAAUAAAAUUGCUCAAAUGUGUUCGAGAAAGUGAUCCCAGUGAUCCAAACAAAGACAUGGUGGUCCAGCUCAUUGAUGACUUCAAGAUCUCAGGAAUGAAUGGGAUACAUGUCUGUAUGGUCUUCGAAGUGCUUGGCCAUCAUUUACUUAAGUGGAUCAUCAAAUCCAACUAUCAAGGUCUCCCAGUACGUUGUGUGAAGAGUAUCAUUCGACAGGUCCUUCAAGGGUUAGAUUAUCUACACAGUAAAUGCAAGAUAAUUCAUACUGACAUAAAGCCGGAAAACAUCUUGAUGUGCGUGGAUGAUGCCUAUGUGAGAAGAAUGGCAGCAGAGGCCACUGAGUGGCAGAAAGCAGGCGCUCCUCCUCCUUCCGGGUCUGCAGUGAGUACUGCUCCGCAGCAAAAGCCUAUAGGAAAAAUAUCCAAAAACAAAAAGAAAAAGCUGAAAAAGAAGCAGAAGAGGCAGGCUGAGUUACUGGAAAAACGCCUGCAGGAGAUUGAGGAACUGGAGCGGGAAGCUGAAAGGAGGAUAACAGAGGAGAGCAUCACCUCCGCUGCGCCUCCCAAUGAGCAAGAUGACUAUUAUAGCCCGGAGGUGAAACUAAAAGCAGCAGGAUUAGAAGAGGCAGCAGAAGAGACAGCAAAGGACAACGGUGAAGCUGAGGACCAGGAAGAGAAAGAGGAUGCAGAGAAAGAAAAUGCUGAAAAAGAUGAAGACGAUGUUGAACAGGAGCUGGCGAACAUAGACCCUACAUGGAUUGAGUCCCCUAAAACCAAUGGCCAUAUUGAAAAUGGCCCCUUCAUACUGGAACAGCAGCUGGAGGAUGAGGAGGAUGAUGAAGAUGACUGCCCAAAUCCUGAGGAAUAUAACCUUGACGAGCCUAAUGCAGAAAGCGAUUACACAUAUAGCAGCUCCUAUGAACAAUUCAAUGGUGAAUUGCCAAAUGGACAACAUAAGAUUCCAGAAUCACAGUUUGCAGAGUUUUCCACCUCAUUGUUCUCUGGGCCAUUAGAACCUGUGGCCUGUGGCUCUGUGCUCUCAGAGGGCUCUCCACUUACUGAGCAAGAAGAAAGUAGUCCAUCUCAUGACAGAAGCAGGACAGUUUCAGCCUCCAGUACUGGGGAUUUGCCAAAAACAAAAACCCGGGCUGCUGAUCUGUUGGUGAAUCCCCUGGAUCCACGCAAUGCAGAUAAAAUUAGAGUAAAAAUUGCUGACCUGGGAAAUGCUUGUUGGGUGCAUAAACACUUCACAGAGGACAUCCAGACACGUCAGUAUAGAUCCAUAGAGGUCUUAAUAGGAGCAGGCUACAGCACACCUGCAGACAUUUGGAGUACAGCAUGCAUGGCUUUUGAGCUGGCCACAGGAGAUUAUUUGUUCGAGCCGCAUUCUGGGGAAGACUACUCCAGAGACGAAGACCACAUAGCCCACAUCAUAGAGCUGCUAGGCAGUAUCCCAAGGCACUUUGCUCUAUCUGGAAAAUAUUCUCGGGAAUUCUUCAAUCGCAGAGAUCACAUAGCAUUGAUCAUUGAGCUGCUGGGGAAAGUCCCAAGAAAGUACGCUAUGUUGGGGAAAUACUCCAAGGAGUUUUUCACAAGAAAAGGAGAACUGCGGCACAUCACCAAGCUGAAGCCCUGGAGCCUCUUUGAUGUACUUGUGGAAAAGUAUGGCUGGCCCCAUGAAGAUGCUGCCCAGUUUACAGAUUUCCUGAUCCCAAUGCUAGAAAUGGUUCCUGAAAAGCGAGCCUCAGCUGGCGAAUGCCUUCGACAUCCUUGGUUGAAUUCUUAGCAGAUUCUACAAAAUGUAGCAUUGUGAGCUAGCAAACAUUCCCCAGUACAUUGGACCUAAGCGGUGGCUCGCAUUCUGUAACAGGAUUACCGAGAGCUGGCUUCACCCUCAGACCUUUGUUUGCUUUGAGGUACUGUUGAUUGACACUUUGCUUUUUGUGCACCAUGAUCCUGGGGAAGGGUAGUCUUGUCUUGAGCUAAGUAGUUUACUGACCAUUUUCUUCUGGAAACAAUAACAUGUCUCUAAGCAUUGUUUCUUGUGUUGUGACAUUCAAAUGUCAUUUUUUUUUCAAUGAAAAAAAAAAAAAACUUUCUCCUUUGUGUUUUGGCAGGUUUUGUAACUAUUUAUGAAGAAAUAUUUUAGCUGAGUAUUAUAUAAUUUACAAUCUUAAGAAAUUAUCAGUUGGAACCAAGAAAUAGCAAGGAAAUGUACAAUUUUAUCUUCUGGCAAAGGGACAUCAUUCCUGUAUUAUAGUGUAUGUAAAUGCACCCUUGUAAAUGUUAAUUUCCAUAAAUACGGGAAGGGGACUCAAAUUUUCAGAAAAGCUACCAAAUCCUGAGUGCUUUAUAGCCUAAGUUGCAUGUAGCAGACUUUCACUGCUCCAAGAGUUUAUGUAAACUUUUCAUUCCAUAAGUUCCAUUCACAUUGGAUUUUAAAUAAAAUGGCUCUGUCAUGCCCUAUAUGGCACUUUAAAGAAGAAAGGACAUGCUUCUCAUUUUAAAAUAUACAUAACUUAAGCAGUCUCAUUUGUAUUUUUGCAUAUUUUUAAAACUUAAAGAGUGGUUUUCCCUUAAAAGUGUGAUGGCCCAGUACCAUGUAGUGCUACUUCCUGCAGGCACUCUAAGUCAGAUACAUAGAUUAAAUUGAGCAAAAGAAACAUGUUAAGUGUGUGGAAUGAAAAAAUAUAUAUUUUUUGGAAAAGCAUGAUCGUGUUUGUCUAAGACACAAGCUGUGGUAAAUACCAUUCUUAGCUCGGUGGCAGGAUACUCAUAGCUCAAAGGAAAGUGACCAUUCAUUCCAUAGGCAGCUCAGCUUUGUGUGUUGGCUACAGCAAUUUUACUUGCCUCUUCAUGUCUUUCCAUGAAUGAGGAAAUCACUUCCCCUUUGCAGGUUGCACAAUUUUUGUUUAAGCAUUUCCUUAAAAUUAAUUGUAGAAUCCAGGACACAAACCAUUCGUUAGUAGGCAAUACCAUUUUAGGAUGUAACCUAUAGAGGUAUAUUUAGCCUCUUAGAAGUCAGUGGAUUUGAAUGUCUUAUUUUACAUUAAGGUGCCUCGUUUUUCUUGACAUUGUCCAUUAACAUUUAUCCAUAUGCCUUUGCAAUAACUAGAUUGUGAAAAGCUAACAAGUGUUGUAACAAUAAUCCAUUGUUUGGGGUGCUUGCAGUUGUCUUAAAAAUUAAAGUGUUUUGGGUUGUUUUUCCAGA